AUGUUUGCAUUUAUGGAGCAAAUCGAAAAGCCCCCGCUGCCAGCAGGGAGUAAAACAUACACUUUUAUAGAACCUGCAGACUUCAUUGAGGACAUAGAGAGUUAUGUAGCCAAAGCGGAGCGCAAGCCCUUUUUUGAGGAGCCCUUGUGUGUCCUGACUGAAAAAUAUAGUAAUUAUGGCGAAUUGGCUCUCAAACUGGAGCCCAGUUAUGCGGAGCAGCAGAUAAAUAUAGAAAUGACUAAAGCUAAUCUGAAGCUGAUCAAGAAAUUUCAGGAGGAAAAAAUUGAAUUCAUGACAAGGGUACAGCUUUUUAAUAAGGUAUACAAAGAUGUAUUUGUGCCGCCAGUGGAAUCAGUUACUAUUGUAAUUCCUGGCAAUGUUCACAUGCAGUUCCCCCUGGAUGAAGCCGAAAAAUAUGUAAUCAAGCAACUUGGUCAGAUGGUUCAGCAGCUGAAGAUCUACGAACAUGACCUUAACUACCUACGCGAUCAGAUGAGUACCACAAAUCUGAAUAUAACACGUGUCUACAAAUACAAUAUCGCGCGUAGUAAAAGUUCGCAGAAGCCAGGAAAUGUGAGCACUACUUCUGGACAGAAUUAA
Scaptodrosophila lebanonensis is the source of this 600-nucleotide messenger RNA. RefSeq names its product prefoldin subunit 3. The record is from RefSeq and is a predicted model, not a curated record. Gene Ontology annotation, biological process: protein folding; microtubule-based process; tubulin complex assembly. NCBI's taxonomy places the organism in Eukaryota, Metazoa, Arthropoda, Insecta, Diptera, Drosophilidae. Gene Ontology annotation, cellular component: prefoldin complex; cytoplasm. Gene Ontology annotation, molecular function: tubulin binding. The transcript has a single exon. The coding region runs from base 1 to 600 and encodes 199 amino acids.